Messenger RNA from Rhizopus microsporus ATCC 52813, 640 nucleotides. RefSeq lists its product as uncharacterized. Gene Ontology annotation, biological process: transcription initiation at RNA polymerase III promoter; 5S class rRNA transcription by RNA polymerase III. Gene Ontology annotation, cellular component: transcription factor TFIIIC complex. The record is from RefSeq and is a predicted model, not a curated record. The transcript has 3 exons. Lineage: Eukaryota; Fungi; Mucoromycota; Mucoromycetes; Mucorales; Rhizopodaceae. Gene Ontology annotation, molecular function: DNA binding. The coding region runs from base 87 to 497 and encodes 136 amino acids.
ACAACAUAACCAUCAAGGCCUCUGACGAGAUUCAGGAUGCAGUUAUCUAUGGAAAGGCUAAGCACAUCAAAAAGUCACUUUCAGUUAUGCACAAGGCAGUCAUCUCAGAGAUAGCCAAACGCAAAGAUAAAGGAAUAACACAGUAUGCAUUGGGAACACUACUUAAUCAGGACGCAAAAAAAAUAUUUCAUUAUCUGAAAAAGUUUGAACAAGAAGGCAUCAUUGUCAAAAGAGAUGCUUAUGCUAAAGGCAUGAAUACAAACAUUCUCUAUUUGAAACGAUUUGCCCCUCGAUCAGGUCAAAUAGAACCAGAUAAAGAAGAUAUAGGAUUCUCUGAUGUGAUUUGCACAUAUGAUGAAUUUAGAUCGAAAUUAUUGAACGAACUAAAUAAUGCAAAGAAUAAUAUGAUGUCUCUCUCUGAUAUUGUUGAUACCCUUGUAGGAUUACUUCUUUUAUAUUUAUUUCUGUUGACUUACGGAUGCUUAAUAGGGAUUUAAAACAGAAUAUCAAAAGAGAUGGGCACGCAUACGAAUUUCUUAUCUGCAUGAUCAUGGUGAAGUUGAAAAGUUUCAUGCUUUUGAUGGUAAAAAAUUGAGAGCUGCUGUACGAUUAUGUAAGAAGGAGACGAAAAGUGCAGACA